This is a messenger RNA of Limulus polyphemus (Atlantic horseshoe crab), 3359 nucleotides long. Its product is annotated as BRCA1-associated protein-like. Gene Ontology annotation, molecular function: ubiquitin protein ligase activity; zinc ion binding. The coding region runs from base 229 to 2652 and encodes 807 amino acids. The transcript has 16 exons. The record is from RefSeq and is a predicted model, not a curated record. Lineage: Eukaryota; Metazoa; Arthropoda; Merostomata; Xiphosura; Limulidae. Gene Ontology annotation, cellular component: cytoplasm. Gene Ontology annotation, biological process: Ras protein signal transduction; protein ubiquitination.
AGAAGGCGCUGAAUGUUGAAGUAUUAUUAUGCUUUAUGUUUUGAACGUUUCCCUUCGAAAAUUUAUGUGGCUUAUAUUUUACAAUAUUUUACUUUGACAAAAUCAUAUAAUCUAACUUUGAAUUUUAUUUAUUUUUUACAUUGCCUGAAUUUCACUUAAAGCCUCACUGUAUGUCUGGAAUCCAACUUGAUCAUAGUUUGACUGGGAUUUUUUGGAAGGUUGUUUAUUAUGUCAAUUUCCUUAGUAAUUUUGCGGUUUGAAAUAGCUUCAGACUAUCCUCUUAUUCCAGAUCUACAUUAUACAGACAAGUUUGAUCCACUAGUUACAAAGUACGAAGAUACUGAAAGACAAUCAAAAGACUUGGAACAUUCUGAACUUGUACAUUCAUUGCAAAAGCCUGAAUUAACAGAUAUAAGCCUUCCCUUUCAAGUCACUGAUGAGAAGAGUAUAAAACCUGAGAGUGUCUUCCAAAAACCAGAAACAACAGACAGAAAAGAAAAAAAAAUAGGUGAACCUGUGGAGACUUUCAUGAAGAAGAGAGAAAGCAAGAAAAAUAAGAAAUCUAGAGGUGGGACAAGGGACAAGCCAGAAAAACAAGCUCAAGAAAUUGAUGCCAAAAGAAAAGAAAAGAGUGAAUACUGUACAACUAAAUCCAGUGAUGGAAAUGAUAAAACAAAAGAGACACCAGAAAGCCCCAAAGAAAAAAAUAUGGUUUCUUACUCAGAGAUUGUAACGUCAUCCAUUAAACAAAGUGAAAAAGAAGCAAGAAAAUUGGAUAUUCCAGAGAAUAAAGAUCUGGAUAAUAAAUUCUCUUUAGGGGAAAAUGAUGAACCUGUUAGUGAAAAUUCUACAACUUCAGUUACAAGAAUCACAGUUGUUACAGAUAACUUGAAUGCAGAAGAAACUUUUAGUUGUAUUAAUGAAAGUCAAAAAGAACUUUCUCCUGUAUCUAGUGAAGGUGGACAAAAUGUUACAGACAAGUGCUCUAAAAACAUGUGUUCGCAGAUUCAGUUUUAUUCUGGAAAUCAUUUUGUGGAAGUUACAAAGGGAAUUUUACAUCUUUAUAAAGAAAAUCAGGCAGGACCGUCAGAAGAGGAUGACCUAAAUAAGGCCCCCAGUGGAGUCGAACCGAUAGAUCAACAGCCAAUCAAGGCUUUAGUAACUCCUCGUCAGUCUUCACGUGACGAAACUCUAGCACGAGACUCUCGUUCUUCCUCCGUCAAUACGAUGGGAGAAGAGCAUUGUGAGAAAGCUGACUUACAGAGGAGAAACGAACCUUUACAGCUAAGCAGUUUUAUUUCUUCUAUGCCCAUUGCUAGCCUCCCAUUGAAGUACCGGCGACUACAUUCUUUCGAGAAAACCCCGGAAGAGAUCACAGUUUCGUCUAAUCUUCACGAAGAUAGUCCAGUAGACCUCUCCUUAACUACUGGAAACGGUAAUACGGCUGAUUUCUCUGAUAUAGAACACAUAAGAAUUAUUCGUGAUGCUAAACCUAAUCUAUAUAUGGUUUUAUUGAAGUUCAGAACCCAGAAAAUGGCUGAUGAGUUUUACAAGAGCUAUAAUGGUGUUAGAUUCAAUACCAUCGAGCCAGAACUCUGCCAUCUGGUCUAUGUAGCCAAGGUAGAAACAGUGAAAGAAUCUGAGGAAAUUUGUAUGCCACUAUCAGGCCUCACAGAACUUCCUACUUGCCCUGUGUGUUUAGAAAGAAUGGAUGAAUCUGUAGAAGGCAUCUUAACAAUCCUAUGUAACCAUUCCUUCCAUGGGACUUGUCUGUCUAAGUGGGGAGAUACAAGCUGUCCUGUGUGCCGUUAUUGUCAAACACCUGAACCUGUCCCAGACAACCAUUGUUUUGGUUGUGGAUCUCAAGAAAGCCUGUGGAUCUGUUUGAUAUGUGGUCAUGUGGGUUGUGGACGUUAUGUUGAUGGACAUGCUUUUAAACAUUAUGUUGAAACUGAGCACACCUAUGCUAUGCAGCUCGGUAACAAUCGGGUUUGGGACUAUACUGGAGAUAACUAUGUUCAUCGAUUGGUGCAGAGUAAAGGAGAUGGCAAGCCAGUUGAACUAGAGAGCAACAGGCUUAGUCUUGAACAAGAAGAAAAAUUAGACUCUGUACAGCUUGAGUACACCUACUUAUUGACCAGUCAACUGGAAGCCCAGAGACAUUUCUUUGAAGAUCGUAUUGCAAGAGUAGAGAAGGAGAUGUUUCGGCAGCUGGAGGAGCUGAAAGAAAAGACCAAACAAGCUGUGGAGGAAAGAAAAGAAUUGGAAGAGAAGUUGGCUCGGGUUUCCAAGGAGAAACAAACUCAUGAAAGGAAAGUUUCACAGCUUACAGGUAAACUUAACAAACUAUCUUCUGAACUGAAAGAAGAAAAGGAGAUGAACAAGUGUCUCCGUCAGUAUCAACAACAGUGGCAGGAUAAGUUGAAAGACACGGAACAUCAUCUGAUGGAGUUAAAGGAGAACAAAGAAAAGGAAAUAACUGACCUCAAGGACCAGGUUCGAGACCUUAUGUUUUACCUAGAAGCACAGGAAAAGCUCCAGCAUGUUUCUGAAACAACACGUCAAGAAAUUGAAGAAGGGCAAAUUGUUGUUGGAGCAACAGGACAAUCCCAUAGCAGCAACUCACGUCACAGACGUAGAAGGCUUCGUUAAGUCGUUUAUGAACGUCUAGAAACAUUAUGUGUAAAUAAUUCUUGGGAAUCUUAUGUUUGUUUGCACAUAUCAAAGACAGAAAGUGAACUCUUUUGAAAUUAUAACAUAAUUCACUUAUGAAAGAAAAAUUAGUUACUAUCAGAAUAACUUAAGUUCACAAUGUAUGAUUUCUUGUUUGUUUACUGUGGAUCUUAUCUGGUAUUCUUAUUGUUUAUGGAAAAAUAUAUAAAAAAGAAUGCUAAAAUAGCCUGAUGUGCUUUAAUGUCAAAUUUGGCACAAGUUACUCUAACAGAAAUAUGACUGCUAAAUUUGUAAAAGUUGGUUUAGGUCUGACAUAAAGUUCUUCAUCAGAAAUAUCACUUCAGUUGGUUGAGAUUAGAACUACCUUUACCAUAAAAAUGCACAGGAAACAAAUAACAAAUCUUGUAAAUGUCUUGAGUUGUUAGCUGCUGUUAUUGGAUUGAGGAAGUACUGUCUUUAGCCUUGUGUACUCCAGUUUGUUUUAUUAUGCUCUUUUCUCGUGUAAAGCCUUAUCUGUAUGUUGUAAUAAUAUAUUAGCAUUCAUGUGUGUGUGCUGUACUGAACAUCAAAGUAAGAUCUAAUACAGCUCUACAAAAUCAUUUCAGAAUACGCACGUCUGUUGUUAGUAAACAGAAAAUAAACUGUGUAUACAUAUGUAUGAUAAUAAAAAUGGCUUGUUUCAAUAA